CCGGGCGGGAAUGUAAGAUGGCGGAGUAGCAACGCGAAGCAUUUUGCACAGUCUCCGGGGCGACUUGGGUUCGGGUUUCAACAGCAGCCGCGAUCGCCGCACGAAGAGAGGCCAGGGCAGUGGGCCAACAUGCCGAACAUCAAAAUCUUUAGCGGCAGCUCCCACCAGGACUUGUCCCAGAAAAUUGCCGAGCGCCUGGGCCUGGAGCUAGGCAAGGUGGUGACUAAGAAAUUCAGCAAUCAGGAGACCUGUGUGGAAAUUGGUGAGAGUGUACGAGGAGAAGAUGUCUAUAUUGUACAGAGUGGUUGUGGCGAAAUCAACGACAAUCUAAUGGAACUUUUGAUCAUGAUUAAUGCCUGUAAGAUUGCUUCUGCCCGCCAAGUUACUGCAGUCAUCCCAUGCUUCCCUUAUGCCCGGCAAGAUAAGAAGGAUAAGAGCCGGGCUCCCAUCACAGCCAAGCUUGUUGCAAACAUGCUAUCAGUAGCAGGUGCAGAUCAUAUUAUCACCAUGGACCUGCAUGCUUCUCAAAUUCAGGGCUUUUUUGACAUCCCAGUGGACAAUUUGUAUGCAGAGCCAGCUGUCCUGAAGUGGAUAUGGGAGAACAUCUCUGAGUGGAGGAACUGUACUAUUGUCUCACCCGAUGCUGGUGGGGCUAAGAGAGUGACCUCCAUUGCAGACCGGUUGAAUGUGGACUUUGCCUUAAUUCACAAAGAACGGAAGAAGGCCAAUGAAGUGGACCGCAUGGUGCUGGUGGGAGAUGUCAAGGACCGGGUGGCCAUCCUGGUGGAUGACAUGGCCGACACUUGUGGCACAAUCUGCCACGCGGCUGACAAACUUCUCUCAGCUGGAGCUACGAGAGUUUAUGCUAUCUUGACUCACGGAAUCUUUUCUGGCCCAGCCAUUUCUCGCAUUAACAAUGCAUGCUUUGAAGCAGUAGUAGUUACCAACACCAUACCUCAGGAGGACAAGAUGAAGCAUUGCUCCAAAAUACAGGUGAUUGACAUCUCCAUGAUCCUUGCAGAAGCCAUCAGGAGAACUCACAAUGGAGAAUCGGUUUCUUACCUGUUCAGCCAUGUCCCUUUAUAAUAGAAUUGACCGAAGCUUUUUAAAAAUAAACUGAACCCCAUCCCUGUUUUCCCUUGAUAUUUGAUGAACUAUUGAGCAGAAGACCCAGCUUGCUCCAGUGUAGUUUACUAAGUCCCACAUCAGGUAUAAUAAAUAGUGUUUCUCCUGAUUUAGGGGAAGACAGGUUGAGAUUAAUUGUUGACAUCUCCUACCUGCAUUGUCUCAUUCUGGCUACUUAAAUUUUGUGAGUCUUGCAGCUUUACAGCAUAGCUAUUGUAAGAUUUCAAACUUUGGAGGGUGUUGUAUAGGGGUAUUUGAAUUCAAUUAGGGUACUUAGACUACUUUGCAUGUGAAUGCUUCAGGGUUUUCCUUGGUUCAGAACUGCUAGCAACAAAGCCAGCCCAGUCCCUUACUCCCACCCCUGUUUACCUCUCCCCACCCCCUUAUUUGAUAAGCUCUGUAAGGUCUAUGUUAUAUUACUGCAGGAGCCCUGGUUGCCAAGCCCCUUAAGACAGGAGCUGGCAGCUCUCAGCUCCAGCAGCUCUCGGGCAGAAGCCUGAGUAGAUGCAGCACACAGUGCAGCAAAUGUUUCUUGGGAGGAAAAAGCCUGAUCCAUCACCCUCUGCUUAGGAACUGUUACUUGGAUUCUCCUUUGUAUCUGUUCCUUUCCACUUUGGCUUGACUUACAGCCAUCUCGACCUUUUCCUGGCCAAAUAUCCUCUUGGGCCCAAGUGAUCAUUGCUCCCAUAGUCUUCUGGAAAUCAAACUCACUUCCUGCUCUGUAAUCUCUAACAUUUACAUGAAAUGACUUCACUCUGUAGCUUAAUCUUCCUUAGCCGGCUACCAUUGUGGUAGUAGGUUUUAGGUGGUGGUGUAGUGCCUUUUGAUUAAUUUAAAUAUUUAAUUUUCAUCGUUAAAUAUUUAAUUUUCAUCCUUGGAUCUAUUUGGCCUCUCAUAUGACCUGAGAUUUCUGUUAAAAAGAUGUUACUGUCUCUUGUAAUAGACAAGACUAAUAAAGUGUCUCUGUCUGUUGUGUGUGACCAUGGGUCUAUGUCAUCAAUACUAGUCCCUCUGCCAGAGCUUUGGUUUAGGUAUCUUGCCAACUUAUGGUAGCUCUAAUUUGUGUUUAAAUUUUAGCUACGUUGCUAAGCCAAGAGAAAGCAUUAGCAGCAGUUUUAAUCAGUAAUAAGACUUUUAGAAGUCUGGGGUUUACUGAAAACUAGAUACAGUAUGAGUCUGUGCAUUUCAUUAUACUUGGAUGAUCAGAUGCAUAAUACCUGUGGAAUCUCUGGUUCUUAUUCCUGGGGGUGUGGGUGGAAUGAGUGUAGGAAUUAGGUAUUUUCUUAUGAGAGGAGAAUAGUUUCUAUAAUUUAUUCCUUUUGAUCUAAUUUUGCCAAAUGUGGCCAUUCCCCUCCCUUUAUUAGUAGUUGAGAUGUAUCUCACAUUUAAUUUCAGCCCUUUGAAAUAAAAACCAUUUGGUGAAGGGCAAACUUAAGGAUGAAUUAUAACACAUUCUAAAAAGUUCAAGUGACUUUCUUAGUGCAUCAUCAAAUAAGGGCAUCCUUUGCUACAUGCUCCUGGAGGUCUGUGAAGAGCUCUUCCCUUUGAAGCCUGAUUCUGCCUUCUGUUUUGACUUUGUGCUGAAUACUGGGAUAUCUACUUUACAAUAAAUCUAUUGGAAGAAGUGAUUCAAAAGGGGCCAAAGUGAACAGGGAAAUGUGCAGCUCUGACGCUCUAGGCACUUCCACCUCAAGUCUCCUGGGAGAACCUGACAUGGAUCUUCGAUGCCCUAACUUGCUGACUGUGCUGUUGCCGGAAGUAGUGGGUCUGUCAUCAGGGACUGCCGUUUCAGAAUAUUUUGACAUAAGACCACUACUGUGGACUGCUUUGCUAAUCCAAUUCCUAAGAUAAGGUUUUGAGGUCACUGAAAGGCCUUCAGUCCCCAUCUUCUGUUUCCUAUUCUUGGUGAGGGGAGGUGAACAUCCCGUUUCCUGUGACACUCUUCAGAGUGCCAUAAGCACCCCCCAGGGUGGUCCUUAUUUCUCCAGGGGUGAGAGCCCUGUGUCCCAAAUGGCAAGUGAUUCUUGCAGUUGUAGAACAAUGGUAGUAACAGAUCUGCUGGGGCCUGAGGAAGAGGCACCAGAGCGGAAUGAAAUGGCAGCGGGAGCUCAGUGGAAACCACCUCCAAUGACCACAUAUCUACUGAGCCAGAGGCUUCACCAGGUUCUUCCCCCAGACACUCUCAGAACCAGAGAAAAGGAGAUUACUUAGACCAAGGCUAAGCUUGCCACUUCCCAAGCUAAUGCCUUUAUAAAAGAUUUAUUUCAUCUCUAGUUGGGGUUGCUGGUCUUCCCAGAUUUUAGAAUAUAAAUGUUUCCUGCUGAAGUAUUUAAUUUGCUUAUUAAGAGCAUGUAACCCUUAACCUGAGGGUUAUUAGAAUCAUAUGUAUGUCUGAAAUGUAAAAAAAAAAAAAAAUGCAGUCUCUCCCUUUCUGCCAUCCUCCUCUUACCAGCUCUGGUUGUGAGAGGGAGGGAAAAAGACUCCUGCAAAGGAGUCUGGUUAUUGGUGGCACCUCUCUCACAAAAAACUGAGGAUGGAGGAAGCUCUGUUGGCCUGGGGCCCCACGUCUAAGACUGGAGGCCGAUGAGGGAGUAAAUGGCCUAUUUGUAAAAAUAACCAUUACAUUCCCUCAGGACAUAGAACCAGCCUCCUGCCCUUGAAUCUGUUUCUCCAGUCUUCAGCCAGAUGCAGCUUCAGUUGAUUGGCUCCAGGAGCCCCGAGCCCUGGCUUCGUGUGCCCUUGGUUCUCCCUUGCCUUGCCUUUCCCAGGGAUCCACUCUCAUUUCCCUAACUAAGCCUUUUGCAACCCUGUGGUAAAACCAAGAGAUUGGUUAUAGGAAGGUCUUGUGUCUUUGGAGUCUUCUGGAACCCACCCACAUAGUCACCAGGGUCAUCUCUGCUGUUCUCUCACAGCUGCAAAUGAGAGAAAGGAAAGUUAGAAUAAGCACAACCCUGGGGCCAGGAACACACCCAAGUUAAUUCAUACCUCAUUACCAGGCCAAGGAUUAACCAAAGGUGCCUAUUAAUUAUUUGCUGGCUCACCUGUAAGUGUGCUCUAAGAGGCUCAGCCUUUGUGCAAGUGAUUAUCCCAAAGUUCACCAGUGGUAUCCCUCCCCUCAGUACCAGUCAUUGGCUCCCUUGCCAACAGAAGGGGCAGCUUCUGUCACGAGGUCGUGGUUUAAAGGCAAGGGUGCUAUAGCUGAAGGUCCCCCCGCUUGUUUUACUCUUAAACCAUGUCUGGAGGCCUGUUCCUCACUUGCAGAUCUUUGCCAGUCUGAAGACUCCUGGUUUAAGAAUAAAAGUCUCCAAAUUUUAUGAUGGCUAAAACUGUAUGUUCCAUAGCAUCGCUUCAGGCAUUUUUUCUCAGUCAUCUUUUUCAGUCUUCUGAGUGUUUACAGAACUGCAGGGGAACGAAAAUGUUAGGCAUGUUCAGAUGCCUUGUAUUACCUGUGAGGUUGGGGGAGGGCAUCUGGUCCACCUUGCCACAAGUUCUCAGGUUGCUCUUCUGUAGGUUUCUGCCAGGCCGUCGAUGUUAGUUGCCUCAGAAGACAUUGUUCUGGUAAGAAAAACCUAUGUUGUAAAAAUAUGUUUUUUCAGGGAUAAGAUCAUGAGGUUAGAUGUUAAAUCAAAAGUUAAGGCCACAUGUUAGUUGUCAAAUCUGAAAGAAAUUCUGGUUUCUGAGUUUGCUGUAAGUUUGAUAACCAGGAAUGUGACUUGCAGUCAUUCGGUGCAUUUGGAGCAGAAUGUUUAAGAUGGGGAAAGAAAUCACUUUCUUUUGAAUUGUUUCUCGCAGGGGAAUAUGAAAUGGGGGUUGAGGUAUAUAGAGAGUAAUAAUGAAGAGGCCACAGUCCUUUCCUUAGAACUUCAGGAAGUGGAAUUUGACCUCAAAGAUGAGAUAACCUCUGAUAAUGAUUUAGUCGCUGCCCUACAUGACCCCAAAGAUUGCAAAGGUCAAGGGUUUGCAGGGCAUUGUUGGGUCCUUUGGCCUUGCCCAUCCUGAGAGCUUUUCUGUUAGCACUGAGGCUCAUGAGAAAGUCGACUCUUCCUGGCCACCACCUUCCAUUCCCCUCUGCCCAAUUCUUCCUGCCAGGAAGCCUGGAUACCCUUCACCUUUGAUGUUCCUUAGUAGAUCUUGCCACAAAGCUUCUUGAUCUCCCCAUUCUUUUUGAGGAUGUGCCAAGGGGUGGCACCACCAAGGGGUGGCUUGCUUGGAAAGUGAAAGAGAGACAGACAGACAAAGCAACAGGAUAGCAUUUUCCAUGCUAGACCUUUGUAACCUUACCAGCUUAGAAGCUCAGAAACAUGGCAGGUUCCUUGCUCUGACUGAGGCCCCUGUGUAUGUGAUUGUCUUUGCUACUGGCCCAUUGUAUGUCCUCGGAGGUGGCCUGGUGUCCCCUACCUCAAGCCCCAAGGGAGACCCAAGGCUCUCCACUGGCCCUCAGAGUCGGACUCCACCAUCUUUCCCCUUUCCUGAGCUCUUUUCCCCUAUAUUCUCCUGCACGAGCUCACUUACUAAGUGCAAAAUUAAAACUUGGGGUGAAGGAAAAGCUCAUUUUGAAGCAAAAAUCCCUGAAACUACAGAAUCAAGUUACAAUAGGUUAAGACUCAUUCCUCUCAGCUCUGCUUUUUUUUUUUUUUAUUAACUGGAUCAGUUCUUAUAGUCUCCAAGUCUCCACUGCCACAUUCACAUCCACGCACUGCUGCAGUUGGGUCUCACUGCUUCGCCCAUAUAGUUGUCAUGAGUUCCUUCACAUCUUGUGGUUUUGAUUCAGGAUUUGAAUACAAAACAAAGCAGGACAGCUGGCUUGGACAGAUCAUUUUGAUAGACUAAGCAGGGCAAUACACAUACCUCUAGCAUGUAGGUUAGUUGGGCGUCACAUGGCCCAGCUUUAAGUCAUCACCCUCAAAAGUUUCUUGUAAGGCCUUUAGGCCUUU
Talpa occidentalis (Iberian mole) is the source of this 6059-nucleotide messenger RNA. It is a transcript of the gene PRPS1, whose product is annotated as phosphoribosyl pyrophosphate synthetase 1. Gene Ontology annotation, biological process: ribonucleoside monophosphate biosynthetic process; purine nucleotide biosynthetic process; 5-phosphoribose 1-diphosphate biosynthetic process. The coding region runs from base 130 to 1086 and encodes 318 amino acids. Lineage: Eukaryota; Metazoa; Chordata; Mammalia; Eulipotyphla; Talpidae. Gene Ontology annotation, cellular component: ribose phosphate diphosphokinase complex; cytoplasm. Gene Ontology annotation, molecular function: ribose phosphate diphosphokinase activity; magnesium ion binding; ATP binding. The transcript has 7 exons. The record is from RefSeq and is a predicted model, not a curated record.